Molecule: messenger RNA, 4845 nt
Organism: Thunnus maccoyii (southern bluefin tuna)
Lineage: Eukaryota; Metazoa; Chordata; Actinopteri; Scombriformes; Scombridae
Gene: epha8
Product: eph receptor A8
Exons: 20
Coding region: 692-3796 (1034 amino acids)
Biological process (GO): protein phosphorylation; cell surface receptor protein tyrosine kinase signaling pathway; axon guidance
Cellular component (GO): neuron projection; plasma membrane
Molecular function (GO): transmembrane-ephrin receptor activity; ATP binding; protein binding
Source: RefSeq, a predicted model, not a curated record
UGCAUCUGAACAUAGAUAAUAGCUUUAAGAACGCAAUACAGAAGAUCGAUAACCGAUCAUUGUCCUUGAGCCUUGAGACAUGCUGCUGUUUUCAGUCCAUCCCAUCAGUCAGAUAUUUGCCACUGGGUAGGUGAGAGUGUGUGGGAGAAGCAAGCCAAUGACAAAUGAGGGUAAAUAACAGGGAGAGGGGGAGAGAGGGAUGCAGUGUGCCAGCUCAUGACCCAGAGAGAUAAACAGAAAGUGAGAGUUGGCCAGGCAGGUAGGACAGGAGGGUGUGGCAAAGAAAAGAGCAUUUAGUGAGCAGCGCCGGCCGAUCCUGCGCUCUAAUUGGCUGCCGAGACUUUGACAGACGCGCUUGUCCCUCCCCCCCUCCGGCUGCCUGCUGAAAGUGUAUGUAUGUAUGUGUGUGUGUGCGUGAAGGAGCCGGCAGACUGAAGCGAGCCACAGAGGCAGGCUCUAACUCCAACCCAAUGAGCUCGCAGCCCUCACACUCACACACACUCUUCACACACACACACACUCUCUCCUCAGCCUCAGCGCCGGCUCUCGCUUCAACCCUGGGACACAGAAGAAGAAGAAGGAGAGAAGAGAGAGGCAGUGAGUGGCAGAGAGGGAGAGUGAGGGCGAGGGAGUAAGAGAGGAGAGAGGGAGAGAGGCAGAGGGAGACUGGCGGGGUGUGAGGGAGAACACCAUGGCUUCAGAUCCGGGGCUGGCUGCGAUGCUGCUAUGGACUAUAUCACUACAAGCUCUGGGCACCGCAGGAACUAACAGCAACGAAGUGAAUCUACUGGACACGACGACGAUCACAGGAGACUGGGGCUGGCUAACGUAUCCGUCACAUGGGUGGGACGCCAUUAACGAGAUGGACGAGUACUUCAGUCCUAUCCACACAUACCAGGUCUGUAAUGUGAUGAGCCCCAGCCAGAACAACUGGCUGAGGACGGGCUGGAUCCCUCGUGAAGGAGCCAGGAGGAUCUACAUCGAGGUCAAGUUCACCCUGAGAGACUGCAACAGCAUGCCUGGAGUACUGGGCACCUGCAAGGAAACCUUCAACUUGUACUACUACGAGUCUGACAGAGCGGUGGGCUCGGCCAUACGGGAGAACCAGUUCAUUAAGAUUGACACCAUCGCUGCUGAUGAGAGCUUCACGGGGGUGGACCUGGGAGUCCGCAGACUUAAACUCAACACUGAGGUGCGAGGCGUGGGUCCUCUAAACAGACGAGGCUUCUACCUGGCCUUCCAGGACAUCGGCGCGUGCAUCGCCCUCACCUCGGUACGGGUGUACUACAAGCGCUGUGUGGGCGUGAGCCGUAACCUGGCGGUGUUCACUGACGUUGUGACGGGCGCCGACUCGUCCUCUCUGGUGGAGGUCAGAGGUCAGUGUGUGGAUCACGCCGAGGAGAGGGACACACCCAAGAUGUACUGCAGCGCUGAAGGCGAGUGGCUGGUGCCCAUCGGCAGGUGUGUGUGUUCUGCCGGAUUCGAAGAGCACAGAGACUCCUGUGUAGCCUGUGAGGUGGGUUUCUAUAAGCCAGUGGCGGGCGAUGGCCUGUGUGGUAAAUGUCCUCAACACAGCCACUCAGAGACCAGAGCCGCCCUCGCCUGCCCCUGUGACUCCAACUACUAUCGAGCGGCAGAUGACCCACCAGCAGCUCCAUGCUCCCGCCCUCCAUCUGCUCCAGUAAACGUCAUCUCCUCGGUCAACGGGACGUCUGUGAAUUUAGAGUGGGAUCGCCCUCUGGACACCGGAGGUCGCAGCGACCUACAGUAUAACGUGUUGUGUCAGAAGUGCUCAGGAGAAGGAGGGCCCUGCGAGGACUGUGCAUCCUCCCCAGGAGGCACUGGUGGAGGGAAGGCAGUCGGAGGGGCGAGUUUUGGGGCCGUGGGAGGAGGGAUGGUGGAGCGUUCGGGCACAGCCGCAGUUCGAUUCGUCCCACGCCAGACCGGGUUGACGGAGCCCUGGGUGACGGUGCUCAACCUGGUGGCCCACACCAACUACUCCUUCCGCAUCCUGGCCAAGAAUGCGGUGACGCACCUGAGCAACGAGCCAUCACUCUACGCCUUGGUCAACAUUACAACGAACCAGGCAGCCCCCUCUGAAGUGUUAGCCAUCCGCCAGGAGAACACCAGUCAGAACAGUGUGACUCUGCUGUGGCAUGAACCCGACCAGCCCAACGGUGUUAUUUUGGAGUAUGACAUCAAAUACUAUGAGAAGGAUAAUGAAGAGCACAGUUAUUCCACUCUGAAGUCAAGAAAUACCAGUGCCCGAGUUUCGGGACUGAAGCCGGGCACCAAGUACAUCUUCCAAGUCCGAGCCAGAACGUCAGCAGGUUGCGGACGCUUUAGCCAGAAUGUGGAGAUUCAGACUGGGAAAGCAGCUCCCCUGCGCUACAACACCAUGACCAUCAUCUGGAUCUGCAUGGCCCUGGUGUCCACACUGGUCACCUUUCUGGCCAUCAUCAUCUGCAGGAAACGGCAAGGCUACACUUUACCACACUACCCAUCGCUGCUACACUGUGGCUACAGCAAGGCCUUCCAGGACUCUGAUGAGGAGAAGAUGCAUUACCAGAACGGUCACGUGUCAUUCCCCGAUGCGAGGUUCUAUAUCGACCCGCACACAUACGAGGACCCCUGCCAGGCGGUCCAUGAGUUUGCCCGAGAAAUUGAAGCUUCCAGGAUCAAAAUAGAGAAAAUCAUUGGCUCAGGGGAGUUUGGGGAGGUGUGUUAUGGACGCAUGAGGCUCCCGGGGAAACGGGACAUCCCAGUGGCGCUGAAGACCCUGAAGGCAGGAUACACAGAGAAGCAGAAGAGGGACUUCCUGGCUGAGGCGUCCAUCAUGGCCCAGUUCGACCAUCCCAAUGUUAUCCGAUUGGAGGGAGUGGUAACCCAGAGCAAACCAGUGAUGAUCAUCACAGAGUACAUGGAGAACGGCUCUCUGGACUCCUUCCUCAGGAGACACGACGGCCAGUUUACCGUUAUCCAACUGGUUGGGUUGCUGCGUGGCAUUGCAGCUGGUAUGACCUACCUGUCUGACCUAGGCUACAUCCACAGAGACCUGGCUGCCCGCAACAUCCUGGUCAACAGCAACCUGGUGUGUAAGGUGUCUGACUUCGGCCUAUCCCGAGUGCUGGAGGACGACCCUGACGCCGCAUACACCACCAGUGUGAGUUUUCACAUUGAGGGCGGGAAAAUCCCAAUCCGCUGGACAGCCCCGGAGGCCAUCGCCUACAGGAAGUUCUCCUCCUCCAGUGAUGUAUGGAGCUACGGUGUGGUCAUGUGGGAGGUGAUGUCCUACGGAGAGCGACCAUAUUGGAACCUCACCAACAGAGAUGUGAUCAAGUCUGUGGAAGAAGGCUACAGGCUUCCUGCUCCUAUGGGCUGCCCUGCUGCUCUACACACACUCAUGCUGGACUGCUGGCAGAAGGAUCGCAACGAGAGGCCACGCUUUUGCCAGAUAGUCACCGUUCUUGACAAGCUAAUCCGCAACCCAGAUAACCUGAAGUCUAUUGACACGCUCUGCAGUUUAAACAGUCCUCCGCUGAUGGACAGAGCUAUUCCCGACUUCAGUAGCUGUAACUCAGUAGACGAGUGGCUGGACACCAUAAAGAUGGGCCGCUACAAGGACCGCUUUGCAGCAGGGGGGUACCACACUCUGGGUCACGUCAUAGGCAUGAACCAAGGGGAUAUCCAGAGGCUCGGAGUGACGCUGAUGGGCCACCAGAAGAAGAUCAUGACCAGUGUCCAGCUGAUGAGAGCACAGGUCCUGAACAAGAGUGUGCCAUCAGUGCAUGUAUAACUCCAACGCUGAGGUUUCUGUCUGCUGAAAUCUAGAAACCCAGGUUUCUAUAAGGUCUAGAGGAACUCCACGGGAAACAAGAUGAUCAGAUAAAUGGGAGAAGAAGAUAUGUGGGAACUUUACAAGACUUUUUCCUUGAGAGACUGAAGAACAAAACGUGAAAGGUUUUAACUAUGGAGCAAGUAAACAUGACUUCUAUGGGACAAGUCCAACCUUUCAUUUUUUUUUUCCUUUCCGAUUACAUUUUCUGAGUUUAAAUGUCUUGUUUAUAAAUGGAAAGACUGCCUUAAUUACCACAAAUUAUUUUAAUUUUAUUGUCUACAAAGAGAAGAUAAUUUAUCAAUCAUGAAUUUAUCAGAGUAAUAUGAUUUACUGAACCGGACAAUAGUAAGAGUAUAUGGAGUAAUGUAGAGUGUGGGGGUGGGGGUGUGUUCAAAUGUUCUGUUCUGACACUCACUGCCUCUCAACAGCUGGAAUAGGAUGAGGCACAGAAUGACGCUUGAGUCAGAAAAAGUGGAGAAAAGUGAGAUAGGGCUAACCCGAGUUGCCAGAUCAUCUCCACAGUGGAGAAGACCUAUUUCACCCCAGGCUAUUAAUACCAACAACAGGCACAUUUCUCCGCCGUCCAACCUUGAUGAAUGACCCCAGGAGAGCCCUAGAGCCCUCUGCCCAGUUUGAAGCUGCCCGGCGCACAACUACUGUACUUGGAAGACGUGUAUGAUUCAGUUACAGUGCACUUUAUUCUACAAUCUCUCUGUGUUGUAGAGGCUUUGAAGUUGUGUCACAAAUCUCCUCGCAGCCAUAACGUGAGCAGCAAUGUUGGUCCGUUACAAAAUUAACUGUUUAAAAAUAUAACAUAGAUAAUUAUUCAUAUGCAGUAACAACCAAGAAGAAAAAGAGAUAUUUGGAAAUAUUAGUAUUAGAAGCCAAAGUGUCUCAUCAAGAUUCCUUUACAAAGUAGUCUUCACUGUGACAGCAAAUUAGAAAACUAUAUAUAUAUGAAAUUAUAUAUCGGUCACUUCAUACAUUUGCCUCUAUUUCAAAUGUUU